CACCUCUUGCGCUCGCGCAGUCCGUGACAUUGCGCCUGCUGUGUUUCACUAAACAUGAAAGGAAGGCGAAUGGCGGUCGCGGCUGCUGUCUAGGGGCCACGGAAGCUGGCCUCUUGGCCUGACCCUGUCCCCUUUCGUCCUGGCAGGUGAUGAAAAUGAUGGGGCUGAACAACGCGGUGCAUUGGGUGGCCUGGUUUAUCACAGGGUUUGUCCAGCUGUCCAUCUCCGUCACGGCGCUGACCGCCAUCCUCAAGUACGGGAAGGUUUUGAUGCACAGCGACGUCUUCAUCAUUUGGCUGUUCCUCGCCAUCUACGCCGUGGCCACCAUCAUGUUCUGGCGUACGGAUGGGAAUCGUAGUCCAAAACAUCUGGAGGGCCGAAGUUUGGGGAUGCCUGGUUUACAGGGUCCCACUUGGGGAGGAGCCCGCAAAGCUCUAGGGUCGGACUCGGCCCCCUUUGGAAGGCUAAAAACCCCAAUGUCGUUGUGUUCCUCCAGGAUGAUCGAAGACCUGGAGCUGACCCACAAGUGCCACUCCCUGGUGCAGACGCUGUCGGGGGGCAUGAAGAGGAAGCUGUCGGUGGCCAUCGCCUUUGUCGGGGGGUCCCGGGCCGUCAUCUUGGACGAGCCCACUGCCGGCGUGGACCUCUACGCGCGGAGAGCGAUUUGGGACCUCAUCCUCAAAUACAAGCAAGGAAGGACUAUCCUCCUCUCCACGCACCACAUGGAUGAGGCCGAUCUCUUAGGCGACCGCAUCGCCAUCAUCUCCAAUGGGAGGCUGAAGUGCUGUGGGUCCCCCCUCUUUCUGAAGAGCACCUACGGGGACGGGUACAAGCUUACCGUCGUCAAGAAGCAGUCGGACACCCGAGCCAAUGCCGACCCUGGGCAGACCCACAGCUCUCCCGGCCGGCCUCCCGCCAGCCCUUGCUCCGAAGCGCGAGUCACGCAGUUCAUCAAGAAGUAUGUCGCAUCCUGCCUGCUCAUCUCCAACACCAACACAGAGCUCUCCUACAUUCUCCCCAGCGAAGCGGUCAAGAAGGGCUGCUUUGAAAGGCUCUUCCAGCACCUGGAGCACAGUUUGGAUGACCUGGACCUGACCAGUUUUGGGCUGAUGGACACCACCCUGGAAGAGGUUUUCCUCAAGGUCUCCGAGGAAGACCAGUCUCUGGAGAACAGCGACGUCGACCCAGAGGUGGACCUGGAUGAGCAUGCGCUGGUGGGGCAGGGCAGCGUCAAGCUGGAAGGCUCUUGGCUCAAGUUGCGCCAGUUCCACGGGCUCAUCGUCAAGCGGUUCCACUGCGCCAAGCGGAACACCAAGGCUCUCUUCUCCCAGAUCCUGCUGCCCGCCUUCUUUGUCUGCGUAGCCAUGACGGUGGCGCUUUCCGUGCCGGAGAUAGGAUUCUACGAUCUCAGCAUGACUGAGAUUAUCCUGAGCAGUGCUGCUAUUUGUCACUGUCGUUGUUGGUACGGAGCGGUGACCUUUGGCAACCUCCUGAAGUCCAUCCCGGCGUCCUUUGGGGCCAAAGCUCCUCCCAUGGUGCAGAAGAUUGCUGUCCGGAGAGCCGCCCAGGUUUAUUACAACAACAAGGGCUACCACAGCAUGCCUACCUACCUCAACACCCUCAACAAUGCCAUUCUCCGUGCCAACCUGCCCAAGACCAGGGGGAAUCCUGCUGCCUAUGGUAUCACUCUGACCAACCACCCAAUGAACAAGACCAGCGCCAGCCUCUCGCUGGAUUACCUUAGCUGGUCCAUCACCCCCAUCAUGUACCCAGCAUCCUUCUGGUUUGAGGUGCCCAGUUCCGCUUACGUCUUCCUGAUCGUCAUCAACCUGUUCAUUGGCAUCACCGCCACCGUGGCCACAUUCCUGCUGCAGCUUUUUGAGCACGACAAGGACCUGAAAGUGGUGAACAGCUACUUAAAAAGCUGCUUCCUGAUUUUCCCAAACUACAACCUGGGCCAUGGGUUGAUGGAGAUGGCCUACAAUGAAUACAUCAACGAGUACUAUGCGAAGAUUGGGCAAUUUGACAAAAUGAAGUCACCAUUCGAGUGGGACAUCGUGACCAGGGGCUUGGUUGCCAUGACAAUCGAAGGCUUUGUGGGCUUCUUCAUCACCAUCAUGUGCCAGUAUAAUUUCUUCCGGAAACCACAACGCCUUCCUGUGUCGAGCAAACCUGUGGAGGACGAUGUGGACGUAGGGAAUGAGCGCCACCGAGUCUUGCGGGGAGAUGCUGACAACGACAUGCUGAAGAUCGAGAACCUCACCAAGGUCUACAAAUCCCGCAAGAUUGGGCGCAUCCUGGCCGUGGACCGGCUGUGUAUGGGCGUCCGCCCAGGAGAGUGUUUUGGUUUGCUGGGUGUCAAUGGGGCCGGGAAGACGACCACCUUCAAGAUGCUCACAGGGGACGAGAGCACCACUGGCGGGGAGGCCUUCAUCAAUGGACACAGCAUCUUGAAGGACAUUCUCCAGGUGCAGCAGAGCUUGGGCUACUGCCCCCAGUUCGACGCUCUCUUUGAUGAGUUGACUGCGCAGGAGCACCUGGAGCUGUACACCCGGCUGCGUGGCAUCCCAUGGAAGGAUGAGGAGCGGGUCGUGAAGUGGGCGCUAAAGAAGCUGGAGUUGGCCAAAUAUGCUAACAAACCCGCCAGCACCUACAGUGGCGGCAACAAGAGGAAGCUGUCGACCGCCAUUGCCCUGAUUGGCUACCCAGCCUUCAUUUUCCUGGAUGAACCAACCACUGGCAUGGAUCCAAAGGCCCGGCGUUUCCUGUGGAACCUUAUCCUGGACAUCAUCAAGACAGGCCGCUCAGUGGUUUUGACAUCACACAGCAUGGAGGAGUGUGAGGCUCUCUGCACGCGCUUGGCGAUCAUAGUGAACGGGCGCCUGAAAUGCCUGGGCAGCAUCCAGCACCUAAAGAAUAGGUUUGGAGACGGCUACAUGAUCACGGUGCGGACCAAAUCCAGCCUGAAUGUCAAGGAGGUAGUGCGGUUCUUCAACAGGAACUUCCCAGAGGCUGUCCUCAAGGAGAGGCACCACACAAAGGUGCAGUACCAGCUGAAGUCAGAGCAGAUCUCGCUGGCUCAGGUCUUCAGCAAGAUGGAGCAGGUGGUGGACAUCUUGGGCAUCGAGGAUUAUUCCGUCAGCCAGACCACCCUGGACAACGUGUUUGUGAACUUCGCUAAGAAGCAGAGUGACAACCUAGAGCAGCAGGAGACCAGCCCGGCCUGUUCAAUGGAAUCACCUCUCCAGCGCUUGCUAAACCUUCUGCUGCCCCGUGCGGCCCCUACUGAGCUGCGGGCCCUAGUGGUGGAGGAGCCCGAGGACUUGGAAUCAGAUGACGAGGGCCUGAUCAGCUUUGAAGAGGAGCGGGCUCAGCUCUCCUUCAAUACCGACACGCUCUGCUGAGGAGUGGAGAGGGUGCGACCCCCUCCCUUGGCUUUUGGAACCACCAUGGACUCCGCCUACCCCCACCCCCCUCCUUGACAUCUACCUUCCUUGGCCUUCCCCCCACAACCUCCAUCGAACCUCUCGUCUAGCGGUAGUCGGCAACUGCAAGAGGCAGGUGGUGAGAGGGCCCAGCGCCCAAGCAUCUGAUCUGGGCAAAUUCCGCGUUGGUGGCUGGCAAGACCUGCGGAAAAGGAACUGCUCGAGUUGGUGGUGGUGCCUGGAUUGUGUCUCCAAGGAGAGCGGAAAGGCUUGCUCAAGGGAGCAUUUUUCCGGAAGCGGGAGAAGAGGCGGAGACCUCCCGAGCCCGGAAGUUGUCAAUUGGGAUGGAACUCUGGUGUUUUAAGAUAUGAUAUCUUUAUUGUCAUUGUCCCCUUGCGGGAACAACGAAAUUACUCGGUUGCUACAUCCACUCCGAUAAAGCAUUCCGCAUAAUCCAAAAUUACUACAAAACCUAAUUAAAAACAGUAAAUAUAAUACAAAAUAACAAGUCAAAUAAGAUGACUUCAAAGUCCAGGCUUUCCAUUUAAGGCCAGAAUCGCUCUCGAGAAGAAACUGUUCCUGAGACGGCUCGUUCUUGCCUGCAUUGUUCUAUAUCUCCGUCCUGAUGGCAGGAGCUGAAAGAAAUGGUGACCAGGGUGCGUUGGAUCCCUUGAUAUGUCUAGUGCUUUUCUAUGGCACCUGGUGGUGUAGAUUUGUUCUAAGGUGGAGAGUGAGCAGCCAAUAAUGCUCUCUGCUGUUUUCAUAAUUCUGCACAGCCCUGCUCUGUCCUGGGAAGUACACCUUCCGUACCACACACAUAAACCGUACGUGAGCACACUCUGUAUGGCACAGGGAUAGAAGGCAAGCAGCAGCUUUUGUGGAA
This is a messenger RNA of Zootoca vivipara (common lizard), 4308 nucleotides long. NCBI's taxonomy places the organism in Eukaryota, Metazoa, Chordata, Lepidosauria, Squamata, Lacertidae. The record is from RefSeq and is a predicted model, not a curated record.